Symbiodinium sp. CCMP2592 is the source of this 3564-nucleotide messenger RNA. NCBI's taxonomy places the organism in Eukaryota, Dinophyceae, Suessiales, Symbiodiniaceae. The record is from the annotation of a GenBank genome assembly.
AUGGCAAGGGUGUGGGGCGAUGGCUACGGUAGGCAGUGCCCGAGGCAUCCCCGCUGCGGAACCCAGCUCUGUGGUCUCCACAAGGAGGGCUUGCUGGCACAUGGACGGGUGGAUGAGCCGGUGCCUCCUGCGAAGCUCAAGCAAAUGGAAGAAGCUGUCAUGAAGAGCCGAGGACAGCCGACAGUGGCCGAAAGUCGAAGUCCUCCUGUUGCAUCUUCAACAACGGUAACACGAGGCGGAACGACCGUGCAGGAGAGUGAGAUCGACUUGUCAGCUUCAAAGUACACUUGGCUCAGUGAUGGGGAGGAGGAGCUUCUCGUCAGGCAGCACACAAAGCCCUCCGCUGCAUGUGUUGCAUGCUUUACAGGAGCCAACAAUUCGUCCGUUCAUGCGCACGGAGUCGGCGUCGGCACCAUCGAGUCGAGAUCAAGCUGCAACGAAACAGUUGCUCUGUACGAAGCCAGGAGUGCCUUUCAAGCCUUUGAGGCCAUGGCCAGGUGUGGUCGAUUUUGGCGGCUCUUUGUCUUCCUCGUGGCCACCGCACUUCCACCAGGUGCAUGUGCCACUUCGGGCGCCGAUGCAGUGACAGAGUCGACAGAAGUGCGAAGUAGUCAGGGCGACACUCAGACACAGGUGACAGAUGCUGACAGGUUGUGCACCGACGUCAACGGAAUGUGCUGGAUUGAUGCUGAAUGCUGCACCGGUGUCAGAAGAACACUAGACGCUGCCGACCGAUUCGGUGACACUUCCUUUCAAAAAAGGCAGGACAGAGUCGGACAGAGUAUGUCAAGCCUGUUUGGGUUCUUUGCUGUGGAUGCUGCAAGCGAGCAGGCACCCACGGACUGGAAUGAGGGAGGCCUUGCUGCCGUCGAGCGCCUGUCACUGUACAGGUCGGUGAUGUGGUCCGUGCCAGAGGCGUUGCUCGCAACCUGUGGGACGGACCGUCGAAGUAGGUCUCGCACGGCCAACAGGGACAACAUGCGCAUGUACGAAGCCGCAGAGCUCAGAAAGGGAUCGGCGAGACCAAGCUUGUCGGAGAAGGAGCUAGUUGCCUCUGAGAAGUGCGAAGAGCUACCUUUGUCCAUGGUGGCUGGCCGGCCUCUCCGAGUUCUCUCACAGAAGGCUUAUACCAAGGAGGCAGACGAGGAGGACAUCAGCAUCCAAGCUACAGGCUGCAUGUUUUGCCGUCGUUUGCUGGGAGAAGGUGAUGUGCUGUGGGAGCUGGACUGGGACAAGGAUCGCGAAAAGAAGCGGGAGGAGUGUUUGCGAGGUUACCGUGGACUUGAAAAAAAGGAGACUCCGGGGAAACUGCCAGAUGGGCCUCAGGGCAUUUUUUUCAUGGCGCUUUCAGCUUUGCGACCGUUCGCUUCAGAGGGCAUGCUCCCGUGCCGUGAGUCGGAGCAAGAAAGUGUCAUGGAAUUCCUCAAAUCCUCAUUGCGCGUCCACAUCAAGAAAGAGGUCCUCUACGUUUCAGGCAUGCCUGGCACUGGAAAGACCGCUUCGGUCCUCGACGCUGCGAAGCGUCUGGAGAAAGCCAGGACUUCAAGCUCCAGUUCGAAUACUCCGAUCAAGUUCGCAUACGUGAAUGCCAUGUGCUUGUCUACCCCUUCCGCAGUUUUCGCCGAGAUUCAACGCAAGGUUCUCGGACAAGCGCAGAAAAGAAAGCGCGGUCCAGGCCCAGGAGGUGAUGGAGAGGAAGCUUUGCGCCAAGCCUUGACCCAAGCAGGCGGCGAGGUCGUUAUUCUUGUCAUUGACGAGGUCGAUGCACUCCUGACACAGGGCCAGACCGUCCUCUACCGACUGUUCGACUGGAUGUCACAACCGGCUGCGCGGCUGGUCGUGGUGGCCAUUGCCAACACGAUGGACCUGCCGGAGCGCUUGCUCCCUCGUGUCUCAAGUCGUUUGGGCAUCCGGCGCGUCAACUUCGAAGCCUACAACAGAGACCAACUUCAUACCAUCCUGGCAGAUCGCCUACGAGCCGGCGGAGCAGAAGCGGCGAUUCGAGACGACGCGUUGAAGCUCUGUGCAGCUCGAGUGGCAGCUGCUGGAGGGGACGCUCGAAAGGCACUGCAGGUCUGUCAGGCUGCUGUUCAGCGUGCAAUCGAUGCGACCGCAACCAACGGCAAAGAGCCUGAAGCGGUCACUGCUGCCCAAAUGGACAAAGCUGAGGCGGAGCUCUUGCAGCGGAACCCAGUUGCCGUCGGGAUAAUGAAUCUUAACCUCCAGCCCCGCUGUUUCCUGCUUGGCAUGGUCUUGGAGCUCCGAAAACAGAACGCGUAUGCUCUCCCUCUGAAAACAGUCACGCGGCGCUACGAGGCAAUCAUGCGGAUUCUCCAACAGCGUGAGGAGGGCGCUGGAAAAGCCACGCAGCCCGUCUCGUCGGAGAGGUGUGCCUGGGAAUCCUUGGAAUACCAAAGGCGUCUAGAGGACUGCUGCAUUCUUGCACAGUACGCCCUUGAGCAGAAGGACGAUGGUGAAGGUGCUGCAAUGGGGCUUGGAUUCGUAUCCAGCAUUGAUGUCUCCGAGGCAGCAACUGCUCUGUCCGUCGCUCCAGGAGAUGAAAUCGCCAAAGAGGAGUACAUGGUUUGCGAACACUCGGCCGCUUGUCCCGUGCCCUUCCAGUGGAGCGGUGGUGGCGAUGGCCUUGCAGAAGGCAUGGCGCAGUGGUUCUGCUGGCUUCUUCGCCGGGACCAUGCAGGCUCCGUGCUUCCAGCGUACAAGUUCGGGGGAACGUUGCCUGAUGUACUCCGGAAGCUGUACCGUGAGGGUGGAAUCGCCAGACUGUAUCAAGGCCUCUUGCCCUGGGCAAUAUUUCAAGCACCACUUUCUCGAUUUGGUGAUGUCGCCGCGAAUGACAUGGUUCUGGCACUGAUGGGCGCAUUGUUCCCUCAGGUGCCAGUUGGUGUGACGACCUUUGUGGGCUCGGUUUCGAGUGCUGCUUGGCGGGUCAUCAUCACGCCGGUGGAUACUUGCAAGACGAUGUUGCAGACAGAUGGCACAAAAGGCUGGAUCAUGCUGAAAGAAAAAAUGUCUAAAGGUGGCCUGCUGAUUUUAUGGGCGGGUUGGGAGGGUAAUUACAUGGCGAACGUCAUUGGAAACUAUCCCUGGUUCGUGACCAGCAACGUUCUCCAGAAGCGUGUACCAGUGCCUGCCGGAAACUUUAUGAAGCUGGUCAGGAGUGCCUUCAUUGGUGCACUUGCUUCUUCUAUCAGCGAUGUUGUUGCCAAUUCUAUCCGCGUCAUAAAGACGAAGAAGCAAACGAGCGAAGAUGUCAACUGCGGGUAUAUAUCUGCAGCGCAACAGAUUAUUGCCUCGGACGGCAUCCGUGGCAUCUUCUUCCGUGGACUGAGCACGCGAGUGUUCACAAACAUUUUGCAAAGCUCGAAGCAGUUUGGGAGUAGUUCGGCUGUCCGUGCUGCCGCUAGUGUCACACUGAGGCCGCUCCAGCCCCUGCAAAACUUGUGGAAAGACCACAUGGGUUGGCUGAGGACUCCACAUCGACGCCGCACUGCAGCAUGUUCCUUUGGCGGACCGCUGCCCCGGUUGGGAAACUGGUCAGUGUAA